CGGGAGCGUACACAUGCGCAGAUGCAGCGUCAGCGAGGCUGGCUGAGCGCGGGGUAAGUUCGCUACUGCCGGGGUUGAGUGAGCAGGGAGAGCCGGCUGGCGUGACUGGAGGAUGAGCGGAGCCAAGUCCAGGGAACACCUUGUGGCCAACGGCGGCUUAAAAGUAUCCGUCUGGAGUAAAGUGCUGAACAGUAACGCGGCCUGGGAGGACAAGGAUGAAUUCCUAGAUGUGAUCUACUGGUUUCGUCAAAUAAUUGCAAUUAUUUUGGGUGUUAUCUGGGGAGUUGUUCCACUUAAAGGAUUCUUGGGAAUAGCAAUAUUUUGCCUGAUAAAUGCCGGGAUCCUAUACCUCUACUUUAGCAGUUUCCAACAGGUGGAUGAAGAAGAAUAUGGUGGAACGUGGGAACUAACAAAAGAGGGAUUUAUGACAUCUUUUGCAUUGUUUCUGGUUGUUUGGAUCAUCUUUUACACAGCAAUUCACUUUGACUGAGGAUCAAAAACUGUCAUCAGUUCCUGCCAGUUUUAAAUGUUGAAAGAGAAAUCAAACACUUUAUUGGGUGUAUAUUGUAUGGAAAAAAAACUCGCAGUAGUUCAGUAUCUUUUGUACCAUCAAAUCAUGGGACCUGUGAAGACUCCAUGGGACAGCUUGCAGGAAGUUGCAUUCCCAUUGAUGUUUUAAUGUAUGGAGAAUUUCAGGAAUUUUACAAGACAUGGAUUUCUUUGGCCACCAUGGUUUCAAGAGCUACAGCAGCAUUGAAGUGCAGCUACCCAGUGUAAUUCCCUACAAUGUUGGUACUCAUGUAGUUAGUAUCUAUUUUAAUUUAAUUAAUGUAAAUUAUCUGUAGAAUUGGAGAAGAAACAUUAAUUUUUAACUUGUACAUCUUUAAGAGUUUGUAUUUCAGACUUUAUAAUGGAAAAUGAUUGCACCUUGGUAGCAUUAAAAUUACAAAGCAAGACUGUUUUGUACCUGCUUUAAAGAUCAAAGUGGUUUAACCAACGUUUCAAAUUUUCAGUCAACUGAUAAAGUUUUGAUACCUGGAGCAGAAUUCAAAUUGAAUGUUUUUUACUGGCUCAUAUUCUUGUCUUCCUUUUUUCCUACUAAUGUACAUAUCAGAUUAUAUAGGUAUCAAACAUUAUUGGUGCUUUGGAUUACAAUAAUCCCAAAGCUUUGAGACUACCUCUUUUUCUGUACCCCAAAGUAAUUAACAGACAGGAAACAAUCUGGCUAAUACAGCCUUAUCCACAAAAUUGUAAUGCCUUGUACAUAACAGUAUUGGGCUUCCAUUGUGCAUUCAAUAAAUAAUGAUAAUUCCAUUGUUGGGUUACAAUGUGGGAAAUUAGUCUUCAUUACUAGAUCCUGGUGAUAGCUCCUUGCAAAACCUACCUGUUAGAAGAGUUCUCUCUUUCACCUUGAAACAGUGCAACUUCUGCUUCAGGGCAUUGAACAAAAUGAUAUUCAUGGCAUGAGGUGUUAAUAGGUUUCUGAGCAUCACGGUAUUAUAGGAGAAAUGGUUAUCUCUAGACUUCUAAUUUAAAUCUGGCUUUGUAUUUAAACCCAUGAACCCUAGUUUAGAGAAAUCUGUUGUACACACAUGAUGAUUUAUUCCAAUUUAUGUUCAUCUCUCUCCCACAUCUGUCCAUUUCUAAACUAUGUACAUGCAACUUUUACCUUGCCUUGAUAGAUAUUUUUACUACUUUUGAUUGAACUUCAAAUAUUUGAUUUAUGAUGCAUUAAUGUAGGAUCAGGAGUAGGCCUCCAAAUUAUGCUCUGGCUAACAGAAUAUAGUUGGUGCUCUGCAUACACUUGAAGUAGCAAGAUCUGUCAGUAUUAAAAUUACAUUUUAUCAUAUGAUUAGUUAUGUAUUUGAAUGUUUAAUUGCUAUAGCAUCUGUGUUUAACCACAAUCCAGUCUUAUUGCUGUGAUAACUUAGAAAAUUUAUUGACCUCUGCCUCUAGUGUUUCUGGAUUGCAAUGAUGUGCAGCUGCUAUUCCAAACUCUGUUGAAUCUGGGUUUCCUAGCUGUGACUGAAAUUGUUGUCUUGCUUGUUUGUUUUGAAACAGCGCUAUAACAGUAACUUUCAAAUGCUCUGGACAUGCUUUUCCAGACUAAGAUAUUAAGUGGGUUGGAAGUCUUAAGGCAGCAAAUUGGAGCUACCUUUGCUGCCAGAAUAUUGCAAAUGCCAAGAAUGGAAACAUUUAAUUUGGGUAUUAUAAAUAGAAUCUCUUCUGGGGUUUGGUUUGUAAUUAGAAUCCACUGAUUGUUACCUUUGCCAUAAGGCUGGAUACAGGUUGCAAGAAAUGGAUUUUGAAUUUGUAGGUUCCCUUCCUCAUCAAUUUUAUGAUGGCCAUUGCAUCAGGUCAUCUAACUUUUAAUACUGAAUCAAAUUGCCAAAAUGUUCCCUCUGUGUACAUUUGGAAGUGCAAUUUCUGGAGUUGAGAGAGCAGCUACAUGUCCAAGGUCCUUAGUGAACCACACCAAGCCAAUCAAAAAUUGAGCUGGGAGUAUUCCAUUCAUUUUAAUCAUCCUCUUGCAUUGUAUCCUGUCUUAAGCAUGAACAUAAUGUAAAUAUUAAGAGUACAUAUAAUUUUGAUUAUCUGAUAAUAUUGCAAGGGGGGAAAUCCCUUGAAUGUAUUUUGCAGAAGUUUAGCUAAUGGUAAUCUGCUUUGCGCUUUUAAACUAAUGAUAAUCUCAGAAUUCUAAAAUGGAAAAUGGCAAUACAGAGAUAAGGCCUGAAUACAUUGAGUGUCUGAUAAUCUUUCCUUCAAUGUAAUGUCUUUUACAGCUAUUAAGAGCUAGUUUGUCUGAUUCUGUACAUUACACGUUUGGAAGUUCACAGCCUUGGGAAUAUAAGUAGACUAAUAAAUAUCCCCUUAUUUUCUUUUAGACAAAAUCAGGUAGUGCUGGGGGUGCUGCACAGAACAUUAGAAAAUAGGAGCAGGAGUGGGCCAGGCCAACACAACCUUGAUAUUAGAUAUAAUCCUGGCUGAUAUGCCCAGGCCUUGUUUGUUUUUGCAGAAGAUCCCAUAGUGCUCCAUUCCCCAAUCUUUCAAAAAAAAUUAUCUGCAUCCUUAAAUAUCUUGUAGAAUCAGUUCUAAGGUUUGCAGAAGAAUGUUUCUAAGGUAAUAUCCAUUGAAAUGCAGUGGUUCACACUGGUAGCUGAACUGUAGUUCUGAAGGUAAUUAAGGUCAAAUUGGAAAAAGAUGGGGUGGUGAGCAGUGAGGCCAUGAAUGGAUUGCAGCAGGAUAUUGUGAACUUUUAAAUUAUGUUGGUGGAUUGAGAACCUAUGUAAUUCAUCAGGUACAGGGAAUGAUCAGCAAGUGAUAAUGUUAUUAAGUGGAGGAAGGGAUGCUAACCAGAGGAGCAUUGGAGUAGUUGAGGCCAGAAAUUGCAAAAGGAUGACUCUAAUAUGAGAGCAACUGACAAUACCAAGUGUGAAAAUGUGGUCAAAACUCAGGUCAGUUAAACAUGAUACCAAGGUUACAAAAGAGCAUGGGGUGAAGUCAAUAGUAUAAGUAAGGUUGUGGCUAGGAUUGGAAGUAAUAUGUUCAGCAUGAACAGUAACUUUUCAAUGAACAGGUUCUUGAGAAAUUUGUAACUCAGUUAUUACUGAUCUUGGGCAAGUUCUACAAAUAGUUACUAUUUCAAAGGUUCAUUUAUUAUCAAAGUAUACAACUGAAAUUAUUCAAUUCUCUUAGUCAUGAAACUAAGCUAGAAAAGAAAGGCAACACAAUCAUCAACUCUCAAAUAUUCUUCCCCACAAUAAAAAAAACCAAUGGACCAAGCACAUCAACCCCCAAAUCCCUACUCCCACACAAAAAAGCAAAACAGAUUCCUUCUGCACAAAAACUAAGAUGGGGCAAAAAAAACAUUCCAAGUCCACAAAAACCUGAGCAACACUCAAAAUGCAGCAGCAAGCACCUGGUGCUCACCUGCACUCAUUAUGAUGUUUCAAUCUCCCUUGUUGCUUGAAUCAUCAAAAUGGAGCCAAACUGGCUUACACCUUGUCUUGCAGCCUGCCCGCUACGAGGUUUGCACACACAGCCUCUGCCUAACAGAAUCCUCUUGGAGACUGCAGAUUGAUGGAACAUCUGAACUGCAAAACACAGGCUCCAACAGUUCCAGAAUCACAUUCAAGAUGAGAAACAAACAUAAAAGUGAAAAAGAUGGUUCCAUAAUCUAUCCAGAUGUCAGUCAAAAGAGCAUUGUACGCAGGUGCCAUCUUGAGCGGAAGUCAAAGAUCAUUUCCGGUUGAACAGGGAAAAUUUUUUUUUGAGAUUAACAUGAAUAACUAAUAAAUGGACUUAAAGUUGAGCUGUUUUUUUUAAAAGCCAAUUUGUCCACUGAUCAAGGUUAGAUUAAAAAACAGAUGGGAUAAUAACCCCAUAACUAUUGCAAAGAAGGAUUACUGAAGAACUUGUGCAAAACCAUUGAAUGUCAUAAAUAUCAAGUAGACAAAUAUUUAUUAAGAGUGGAGAUGUAAAGAGUAAUAGAAAACAAUUUCCGAGGUAGCCCACAGGACUCCAUUCCAUUAGAUUUAGAAGAAUGAUUGGUGGGGGGGGGGGGG
Hypanus sabinus (Atlantic stingray) is the source of this 4565-nucleotide messenger RNA. It is a transcript of the gene rab5if, whose product is annotated as RAB5 interacting factor. Lineage: Eukaryota; Metazoa; Chordata; Chondrichthyes; Myliobatiformes; Dasyatidae. The record is from RefSeq and is a predicted model, not a curated record. Bases 113 to 490 code for a protein of 125 amino acids. The transcript has 4 exons. Gene Ontology annotation, biological process: mitochondrial respirasome assembly.